Spodoptera littoralis (African cotton leafworm) is the source of this 1065-nucleotide messenger RNA. The record is from the annotation of a GenBank genome assembly. Lineage: Eukaryota; Metazoa; Arthropoda; Insecta; Lepidoptera; Noctuidae.
AUGAAUGACUCCGUGGAUAAUAUUACAGAAGAUUGGCACAAAUAUGUAACGUUGGCGCUUAGUGAAGUGCCGUACAGUUCCCAAGUGAUAUUCUCAAUAGCGCUAUUCUUGAUCUUCGUCGCUAGUCUUGUGGGCAACGUACUCACUUGCAUCGUGAUCUACUACGACAAGACGAUGCACACCGUCACCAACUGCUACCUCUUUAACUUGGCUGUGUCAGAUUUACUCGUUACGUUCCCAAUAUUGAUCAUCAUUUAUCAGCUCCUGACACAAAAGCACGAGUUGUUCCAGUACAACAAUGGGGUGUUUUCUUGUAACUUCGUGAUGUGCAUACACUUUUUGAUCAUCGGUGUGCUUUGGAACAACAGCAUCUUAGUGAUGACGGCUCUAUCGAUAGAACGAUACAUAGCAGUGUGCUAUCCGAUGACUUUGAAGCGCACGGGUGUGUGGCAGAGAGUCGGGAAGAUUCUGGGAAUAAUUUGGACGAUAGCGGUUUUAGAGACGGUGCCAGAGUUUUGGGUGCUGGAGAUAUUCAACAGUGGAAAUACAUUCAUUUGCUUUUCCUUGCCAUCUUGGUUUGGGAGGAUCGUAAUAGCAGUGAGUGCUGUCCUCACGUUUAUAGUACCGCUGGCUAUAAUGAUAUUCGUGUACUCCAGAAUAGCAGUAAGACUAAACCAUAAUAAUGUGGGACAUUUUGAUGGUGCUGUUUUUAAUAGUGGAUUUAAAAAGAAGAAAGUUAAUAAACUCAUACUCACGCUGACUCUAUCGUUUGUAAUCUGCUGGCUGCCAUGCUUCCUGCUCAAAGCGUUGAUGUUUGCAGUUCACUACAAAAAAUUCGCCCACCUGCAUCAGUGGUGGUCGACAGUGAACAAGAUAGCGAUGUUCAAUAGUUGGCUACCGACGGUAUUGAACCCACUGCUAUUCAGCGCCAUGUCCACUAAGUUUAGGAAAUCAUUCAAGAGGCUUUGCGAAGGAAAACUUAGGAAACGAAAUCUAAGAAGCGAAAAAUGUGAAGCGAGUAGCAGUGAGCGUGAAAAAUCAACAAAAUAUUAUCAAGUUGAGUAA